UGUCAGUUCGCGGAGAUGGAGGAAAAUGGCCGCCGGGUUCGUUGAGGGCGAAGCGCUGAAAGCCGCCGUCUCUCCCUUUCCCGUCCUCUGACAGCGCCCGCGGCAAAGCGGGUCCUUUCCGUUCGAGCUGUAGGCGCGGUCCUCGGGCCGCGUUAUGAGACGGUCAGUGCGGUGGUCGGCUUCGCGGGAUGACUGGGGCGAGCAGGUUUUGCAAUAAAGAGAACUACAACUUUUCGUGAAAAUGUCAGUUCUGAUAUCACAGAGUGUAAUAAAUUAUGUAGAAGAGGAAAACAUUCCUGCCCUGAAAGCUCUUCUAGAAAAAUGCAAAGAUGUAGAUGAGAGAAAUGAGUGUGGCCAGACUCCACUGAUGAUAGCUGCUGAACAAGGCAACUUGGAAAUAGUGAAAGAAUUAAUUAAGAAUGGAGCUAAUUGCAAUCUGGAAGAUUUGGAUAACUGGACAGCACUGAUCUCGGCAUCAAAGGAAGGGCACGUGCACAUUGUGGAGGAACUGCUGAAAUGUGGGGUCAACUUGGAGCACCGCGACAUGGGAGGAUGGACCGCUCUCAUGUGGGCAUGUUACAAAGGCCGCACCGAAGUGGUCGACUUGCUGCUUUCUCAUGGCGCCAAUCCGAGCGUCACUGGUUUGCAGUACAGUGUUUACCCCAUUAUUUGGGCAGCAGGGAGAGGCCAUGCGGAUAUAGUGCAUCUUUUACUGCAAAAUGGCGCUAAAGUCAACUGCUCGGAUAAGUAUGGAACUACUCCUCUGGUUUGGGCUGCACGGAAGGGUCAUUUAGAAUGUGUAAAACAUUUAUUGGCCAUGGGAGCUGAUGUUGAUCAAGAAGGAGCUAAUUCAAUGACUGCACUGAUUGUGGCAGUAAAAGGAGGCUACACUCAGUCAGUGAAGGAAAUUUUGAAAAGAAAUCCAAAUGUAAAUUUAACAGAUAAGGAUGGAAAUACAGCUUUGAUGAUUGCAUCAAAGGAGGGUCAUACGGAGAUUGUACAGGAUCUGCUCGAUGCUGGAACAUACGUGAACAUACCUGAUAGGAGUGGAGAUACCGUGUUGAUUGGUGCUGUCAGAGGUGGUCAUGUAGAAAUCGUUCGAGCACUUCUCCAGAAAUAUGCUGAUAUAGACAUUAGAGGACAGGACAACAAAACUGCUUUAUAUUGGGCUGUAGAGAAAGGAAAUGCGACGAUGGUGAGAGAUAUCUUACAGUGCAAUCCUGACACUGAAAUAUGCACAAAGGAUGGUGAAACACCGCUUAUAAAGGCCACCAAGAUGAGAAAUAUCGAGGUAGUGGAGCUGUUGCUAGAUAAAGGAGCUAAAGUAUCGGCCGUGGAUAAGAAAGGAGACACGCCUUUGCAUAUUGCUAUCCGUGGGAGGAGUCGCAAACUGGCAGAACUUCUUUUAAGAAAUCCCAAAGAUGGAAGGUUACUUUAUAGGCCCAACAAAGCAGGCGAGACUCCCUACAACAUUGACUGUAGCCAUCAAAAAAGUAUUUUAACUCAGAUAUUCGGAGCCCGACACUUGUCUCCUACUGAGACCGACGGUGACAUGCUCGGUUACGACUUGUAUAGCAGUGCCCUGGCAGACAUUCUCAGUGAGCCAACCAUGCAGCCGCCCAUCUGUGUGGGGCUGUAUGCACAGUGGGGAAGUGGCAAAUCCUUCUUACUCAAGAAACUAGAAGAUGAAAUGAAGACUUUUGCCGGACAACAGAUUGAGCCUCUUUUUCAGUUUUCAUGGCUUAUAGUAUUUCUGACUUUGCUGCUCUGUGGAGGGCUCGGUUUACUGUUUGCUUUUACAGUUGACCUGAAUCUUGGGAUAGCAAUAUCAUUGAGCUUCUUGGCUCUCUUAUAUAUAUUUUUUAUCGUCAUUUACUUUGGUGGCCGGAGGGAAGGAGAGAGUUGGAAUUGGGCCUGGGUCCUCAGCACCAGAUUGGCGAGACACAUUGGCUACUUGGAGCUGCUCCUCAAGUUGAUGUUUGUGAACCCGCCUGAGCUGCCGGAGCAAACCACGAGAGCUUUACCUGUGAGGUUUUUGUUUACAGAUUACAACAGGCUGUCCAGUGUAGGCGGAGAAACAUCGAUGGCUGAAAUGAUCGCGACUCUGUCGGAUGCUUGUGAGAGAGAGUUUGGCUUUUUGGCAACCAGGCUCUUUCGAGUAUUCAAGACUGAAGAUACACAGGGCAAAAAGAAAUGGAAAAAAACGUGUUGCCUCCCAUCUUUUGUCAUCUUCCUUUUUAUCUUUGGCUGCAUUAUUGCUGGAAUUACUCUCCUGGCUAUCUUCAGAGUUGACCCAAAACAUCUGACGGUGAAUGCCGUCCUCAUAUCUAUUGCGUCGAUAGUGGGGUUGGCCCUCGUGCUGAACUGUCGUACGUGGUGGCAGGUGCUGGACUCUCUCCUGAAUUCUCAAAGGAAACGCCUCCAUAAUGCUGCCUCCAAACUGCACAAGCUGAAAAGUGAAGGAUUCAUGAAGGUUCUUAAGUGUGAAGUGGAAUUGAUGGCCAGGAUGGCGAAGACCAUCGACAGCUUCACUCAGAACCAGACGAGGCUGGUGGUCAUCAUCGACGGACUAGAUGCCUGUGAGCAGGACAAAGUGCUCCAGAUGCUGGAUACUGUCCGAGUUCUGUUUUCAAAAGGCCCAUUCAUUGCCAUUUUUGCAAGUGAUCCACAUAUUAUUAUAAAAGCAAUUAACCAGAACCUGAAUAGCGUGCUUCGUGACUCAAACAUAAAUGGACACGACUAUAUGCGCAAUAUAGUUCAUUUACCCAUUUUCCUUAAUAGUCGUGGACUGAGCAAUGCAAGAAAAUUUCUUGUAACUUCAACAACAAAUGGGGACAUUCCGUGCCCAGAUACUGCAGGGAUACAGGAAGAUGCUGACAGAAGAGUUUCACAAAACAGCCUUGGAGAGAUGACUAAACUUGGUAGCAAGACAGCCCUUAAUAGACGGGAUACUUACCGAAGAAGGCAGAUGCAGAGGACCAUCACUCGGCAGAUGUCCUUCGAUCUUACGAAACUGCUGGUUACUGAGGACUGGUUCAGUGAUAUAAGUCCUCAGACUAUGAGAAGAUUGCUUAAUAUUGUUUCUGUGACAGGGCGAUUACUGAGAGCCAAUCAGAUUAGUUUCAACUGGGACAGGCUUGCUAGCUGGAUCAAUCUUACUGAGCAGUGGCCAUACCGAACUUCAUGGCUCAUAUUAUAUUUGGAAGAGACUGAAGGGAUUCCAGAUCAAAUGACACUGAAAACCAUCUAUGAAAGGAUAUCAAAGAAUAUUCCAACAACUAAAGAUGUUGAGCCACUGCUUGAAAUAGAUGGAGAUAUAAGAAACUUUGAAGUGUUCUUGUCUUCAAGGACCCCAGUUCUUGUGGCUCGAGACGUAAAAACCUUUUUGCCAUGCACUGUAAACCUAGACCCCAAACUACGGGAAAUUAUUGCAGAUGUUCGUGCUGCGAGGGACCAGAUUAAUAUCGGCGGACUUGCAUACCCCCCGCUGCCUUUACACGAAGCUCCUCCAAGGCCACCGUCAGGCUACAGUCAGCCUCCGUCUGUCUGUUCUUCUUCUACUUCCUUCAACGGACCGUUUGGAGGUGGGGUCGUGUCUCCCCAGCCUCACAGCAGCUAUUACAGUGGGAUGACGGGACCCCAGCAUCCAUUCUACAACAGGCCAUUCUUUGCCCCCUACCUUUACACGCCAAGGUAUUACCCUGGCGGCUCCCAACACCUCAUCUCACGUCCAUCAGUAAAAACGAAUUUGCCCAGAGAUCAAAGCAAUGGCCUAGAGGUUAUCAAGGAGGAUGCUGCUGAGGGGCUUCCUUCACCCACAGACUCCUUGAGGCCGUGUGACUCUGGGUUUAACAAACAAAGACAGGGGUCAGGCCCAGCCUCAGGAGCAGUGGUAUCACUGAAUUCAAUGAAUGUGGAUGCGGUAUGUGAGAAACUGAAGCAAAUAGAGGGGCUGGACCAGAGUAUGCUGCCUCAGUAUUGUGCAACAAUCAAAAAGGCAAACAUAAAUGGCCGUGUGUUAGCUCAGUGUAACAUUGAUGAGCUGAAGAAAGAGAUGAAUAUGAAUUUUGGGGACUGGCAUCUUUUUAGAAGCACGGUACUAGAAAUGAGAAGUGCAGAAAACCAAGCGGUCCCCGAAGACUCGCGUUUACUUAGUGAGAACAGCAGCGGCCCGGUUCCCCAUGGCGAGUCUGCUCGGCGCUCCUCCCACAACGAACUGCCUCAUACUGAGCUUUCCAGUCAGACCCCCUACACACUGAACUUCAGCUUUGAGGAACUGAAUACCCUUGGCCUAGAUGAAGGUGCCCCACGUCACAGUAAUCUAAGUUGGCAGUCACAAACUCGCAGAACCCCAAGUCUUUCGAGUCUCAAUUCCCAGGAUUCCAGUAUUGAAAUUUCAAAGCUUACUGAUAAGGUGCAGGCCGAGUAUAGAGAUGCCUAUAGAGAAUAUAUUGCUCAGAUGUCUCAGUUAGAAGGGGGUACAGGUUCUACAACAAUUAGUGGCAGAUCUUCUCCACAUAGCACAUAUUAUCUGGGUCAGAGCUCAUCAGGGGGCUCCAUUCAUUCUAAUCUAGAACCAGAAAAAGGGAAGGAUAGUGAACCAAAGCAAGAUGAUGGAAGGAAGUCAUUUUUAAUGAAGAGGGGAGAUGUUAUAGAUUAUUCUUCGUCAGGGGUUUCCACCAAUGAUGCCUCACCCCUGGAUCCUAUCACUGAAGAAGAUGAGAAAUCUGACCAGUCUGGCAGUAAGCUACUCCCAGGCAAGAAGUCCUCAGAAAGGUCGAGUCUCUUCCAGACAGAUUUGAAGCUUAAGGGAGGUGGACUGCGCUACCAGAAACUUCCAAGUGAUGAAGAUGAAUCUGGGACAGAAGAAUCAGAUAAUACUCCAUUGCUCAAAGAUGAUAAAGAUAAAAAAGUUGAAGGGAAGGUAGAGAGAGUAUCAAAGUCUCCAGAACACACUGCAGAGCCGAUUAGAACCUUCAUUAAAGCGAAAGAAUACUUGUCAGAUGCUCUCCUUGACAAAAAGGACUCGUCCGAUUCAGGAGUCAGAUCCAGCGAAAGUUCUCCCAAUCACUCUCUUCACAAUGAAGGGGCUGAUGAUUCCCAGCUUGAAAAGGCGAAUCUCAUCGAGCUUGAAGAUGACAGCCACAGUGGAAAACGGGGAAUACCGCACAGCUUGAGUGGCCUGCAAGAUCCAAUCAUAGCUCGGAUGUCCAUUUGUUCCGAAGACAAGAAAAGCCCUUCCGAAUGUAGCUUGAUAGCCAGCAGCCCUGAAGAAAACUGGCCAGCGUGUCAGAAACCCUACAAUCUGAACCGAACACCCAGUACUGUCACUCUGAACAACAACAGUGCACCAGCUAACAGAUCUAAUCAGAGUUUUGAUGAAAUGGAAGGAAUGAGGGAGACUUCCCAAGUCAUUCUGAGGCCCGGUUCUAGUUCCAACCCAACUGCUAUUCAGAAUGAAAACCUAAAAAGCGUGACGCAUAAGCGAAGCCAGCGUUCAAGUUACACAAGACUCUCCAAGGAUUCUUCAGAGCUCCAUGCAGUGGCCUCCUCUGAUACCACAGGCUUUGGAGAGGAAAGAGAAAGCAUUCUUUAAGAAAAACAAGCGAAAGCAGAGUAGGAUUACUGUACCCCUGUGACAAAGUUGACCCGUUUUUAUAGUGAAUCCAUCCAUGUAUGUCAUCUUUGUACGUUUCACUCACAAAUAAUUAACGCAUGGGAAGGUCUUUGGUGAAAGAAACAUACACUAUACCACAGAGGAAAGUGUAAGAAAGGGUGGUUCCUCACUCACCGUCCACUGUCUUUGUAAUUAGAAGCUUAAAAACCCACCGUUGUUAUUGAACCUUUCAUUGGCACACAGCCCCAUAAAAUUUCUCGAGACAAGAUCUCAGUAUAAAGAUAGGUUGGAAAUAUUUUAUUAGACACAAAGGGUGUGGUUUGCCAAAGAAAAUGAAAGCUAGAGACUCCUUUUCUACAGCAUCCCCUCAUCAAACAUUCAAAGGAAGACAUGACGUUAGAUGAACCAGAAGCAACUUUUGCUCUUAGAGGGUAAGAGACAAGAAUUUAUAGGUUAUGGAGUAGCCCAGAGACUAAAGGUAAAUGCUCUAUAAAUUGAGAACCGGUGUUCUAUAUGAUAGAUAAAUGGUUUAACAAGGGCUUUAAAAAUUAAUAAGAAGAUGAUGAACAGUGCUCAAAAUGGAGCCCCAGUGACGAGACCUUUAUGAGCUGCUAGGAGAGUGGCCUGCGGGGAGGGGCCAGGAACCUCCCUAGGACCCGGACCCUCUCCUCCAAAUCCCAGACCUGGCUACAAGCACCAUCCACCUGCUUGAGGACUCAUGCUGGUCUUUUCUGUGACUCUUUUCAGUUGUGUGCCCAAUUUUUCGUAGCCUAGCGGUGAGAGGGAGAAACAUGAAUUCUUUCUCUGGAGAAUCAGGGAGGCAUGGGUAAUAUAGAGGCACUAGUAAAUAUUCAUGGAACGAGAGAAUGAGGAAAUACUUAGGUCAGAAAGGUCGGUGUCACUUGACAGAUGACAAGGAAAUAUUUAAUUAGGUAAAACUAAAUUGUUGCCUUCUCUCCAGGCAGAGUGUAGAUUAAGUAUCUACUUCAUCUAUUCCUAAAUUAGCAUGCUAAUCCCGGGGAGCAGGGGGAGGACCAGAAGAAAGGAUACACUUCUUUAAAAAGUUUAAAAACGUAACAAGACAAGGGUAAAAAGCAGAUAAAACCGGUGAGAUUUUCCAUUUAUUGUUAGUGGGGUUAAGAGAAUGAUCACAUUUAAGUAUCGUACAAGAAAUGGACCUUGUCAUCAUGCAUUGAGUAUUUUUGUUGUUGUUUUAACAUAGCUUAUUUAUGUAGAAUUAAUUUUGGCAGUAUAUCCGCAGUCACAGAUAAGAUCAUAGAUCGUAGGUGUGCCAUUGCCCAAAUUUAGUGUUGCAUUUGUGAUGGUUUUCACUGAAUAGAUUUUUAUUAAUAUACUGAAUAAAUUACUUAGUUGACCAGUCACUGCACUAAAUAGUUGCUGUUUUGGGGUGUUAUGGCCUUGAUGUGUUAGUAUAACCUAACAUUUUCUUAAGGUGUUCAUUUCGCAUGACUUUAACAAAUGUUUUUAACCAGUUUUUAAAAGGCAGGAUGUUAUUGACAUUAUAUAUUGAAAUGUUAACAUUUUAGUAUUAAUAGUGCUUAUUGGUUUGCAAUAUUGUAUAAUUCGUAAUUAUUUCAGAGGCGACAUUUUGUUCUUUUUCCGGUGAGUAAAUGCAGCCUAAGAUCACUGUAGUACGUUCUUUACGCUGUUUGUGAAGUUACUACUAGAGUGUUAAGUGUACCACUAGAUUUAGAAAACAAUAAAAAAGAUUGCAUGUUA
Lynx canadensis (Canada lynx) is the source of this 7357-nucleotide messenger RNA. It is a transcript of the gene KIDINS220, whose product is annotated as kinase D interacting substrate 220. The record is from RefSeq and is a predicted model, not a curated record. Gene Ontology annotation, molecular function: protein binding. Lineage: Eukaryota; Metazoa; Chordata; Mammalia; Carnivora; Felidae. Bases 242 to 5596 code for a protein of 1784 amino acids. The transcript is spliced from 31 exons.